AUGAAUAAUUUAAAAGAAUUGCCACCGACAUUCGUUGAUACAUUUAUUCGGCACACAAUAUUGAUAGAAAAAAUCGGUAUAAAUAUAUUUGAUGAAUCAAAAGUUUCUUUCUUUAAAAAACAUUUCAAGCUAGCUUUAUUUAUGAGCCUAGUAAUGGUGUUAUUAGUUGGUCAAAUUCUUUAUGUCAUCAAAAGAAACGAAAUUGGUGCCGAAUUUUUAGAUGUUGUUAGUACUAUACCAAGUACUUUUAUGGUCAUACAAGAUUUAGUAAAGAUAUUUGUAGUGACAUAUAAACGAGAUCGAAUAAGGGAAGUGAUUAUGGAGAUAGGUAAAAUAUGGCCAACAGAAAUUGACGACGAAGAGAAGAAAAAAACAAUGUAUUAUUGGACGAAAUCUCUGAAAUUCUUUGAUAAUGCUUUUUUUAGAGCUGCAAUUAUUUCUUUAGUAUUCUACGAGCUGCUGCCCUUAGCGAUGACGAUUUAUUCCAUAAAUACAGAGGUGGAUGUGCAAUACCAGUUUCCCUUGCAAAUGUAUUUCUUUUGUGACCUACAUUCUCAUUUCCAGUAUGCUUUGGCUUAUACGUAUCAAAUUAUAGUAUGUACGGUGGUUCACAUGUGCGUAUACGUUUCCUGUGACUUUUUACUAGUAGACCUCAUAUUUGAUUUAAGUGCUUUAUUGAGUUUACUACGAAUAGACUUAGAGAAACUUGUUGAACCAAAUUCAAGCAAUUACAAUUUUGAAGACGAUGAUUGUGAAGACAUUAAAAUUAUCGUGACAAAACAUCAGAAAUUAUUAAGUCUAGCAGAUUCCUUAAACGAGAUAUUUGGAGGAAUUAUCUUUAGUCAGGUCUCGUUUUCUUCUGUAAUUAUUUGCUGUUUCUCUUUUAUGGCGGUGAUAGCUGAUGGGAUGUUUCUAAAAAAUUUGACCGCUUCAUUAGGAAUAAUGUUUGCAAUCUUCAUAAUAGCAUGGCCCGGCCAAAUUCUCUCUGACGCGAGUUACAAUAUAGCUACUGCGGCGUAUGAAUGUCAUUGGUAUGAGAGAGGCAAGAAGUUUAGAAAGUACAUCGCCAUAAUAAUAGCCAGGUCACAAAGAGAAUGUCAUCUUUCCGCGUUAGGAUUUUCGGAUUUAACACUUACAAUGUUUUCGAAGGUAAUGAGUACGUCUUGGUCAUAUCUGUCUUUAUUAAAUCGAAUGUAUGAUGACAUUGAUGCUUAA
Nymphalis io (European peacock) is the source of this 1215-nucleotide messenger RNA. RefSeq names its product odorant receptor 85b-like. Gene Ontology annotation, molecular function: olfactory receptor activity; odorant binding. Lineage: Eukaryota; Metazoa; Arthropoda; Insecta; Lepidoptera; Nymphalidae. The record is from RefSeq and is a predicted model, not a curated record. Bases 1 to 1215 code for a protein of 404 amino acids. The transcript is spliced from 9 exons. Gene Ontology annotation, cellular component: plasma membrane. Gene Ontology annotation, biological process: detection of chemical stimulus involved in sensory perception of smell; sensory perception of smell.